UUUUUUAGAAGUGGGAGCACUGAGUUUCACGUGAUUUUUUGUAUUCACAUCAAUGAAUGUUGUAGAGUGGUUGAUUGAAUUAUAGUAAUAAAAAAAAAGUAAUGGUGAUGGAUCUCACUGAUUCGAAUUGUAUUUCUACUGCACACUCAAAUUUGUCAGAACUUGUUAUUGAAUAUGUUUUGAAUCAACAUAGACAAGAUUUGAUUUCAAUAUUAGAAGCCCAAGAUGUUGAACUACAUUACUCUGUUGUAGUCCACUUUGUGCUACUGUUGGAGACUUAUCCUAAACUCUGUGAAGCAAUACUUUCCAAUUCUUCAAAGCACCUCCCUAUUUAUGAUGCUGCAUUAGUUAAAGCUGCAAAACAAUUGCAUGCAUCCCUAGAAGACGAUGAACAAAUGGAAUUAGUUCCCAAAGAAAACAUUCACUUUCGUGUGACAGGGUUACCUCACUGUCCAGAAGUUCAUAGAUCUACUAUGCCAAAGCUAAAGGAUCAUGGAAAAUUCCUUUGCAUUCAAGGUACAGUGAUAAGAACAACUCAGCAAAGAGUUUUAGAAUAUCAGAAAGAAUUCAAAUGCAAAAAGUGUGGACAUGAAUUUUUGGUAAAAGCUGAUUAUGAUCAGUAUUACAUAAUCAAAACUCCACCUCAAUGCCCAAAUUCUGUAAUAAAUUGCAAGUCUACUGCAUAUCAGCCUGUCGAAAAGUCAACACCAACAUACCGAAAAGAUUAUCAAGAAAUUAAAUUGCAAGAACCAGUUCACAAACUUGCUGUUGGAACAGUUCCCACUUCUCUUUGGGUUACUUUAGAAGAUGAUUUAGUUGACAAGUGCAAACCAGGAGAUGACAUAAUUGUUUGUGGAUUGGUAAAGCGCCGUUGGCAGCCGUUUGUCCGGGAUCAAAGAUCGGUUUUAGAACUCGUCCUCAAAGGAAAUUUUAUUGAGGUCAUGAAUGAAGCUAAAGUUUUGAACAGCGUUGUAAACGAGGAGUUAAACGAUGGAUUUAAAAAAUUUUGGCAGAAAUAUGCCACAUGUCCUCUAGUUGGCCGAAAUAUUAUUUUGUCAUCAUUCUGUCCUCAGAUUUACGGACUUUACAUAGUCAAACUGGCAGCUGCCAUUGUUCUUGCUGGAGGAGUCACCAGAAGGGACGAUUCUGGAACCAAAGCAAGGGGGGAAUCUCAUUUACUCCUUGUCGGGGAUCCGGGGGCAGGAAAAUCACAAAUCUUGAAAUACAUAUGCAAACUUAGUCCCCGUUCAAUCCUCACCACUGGGAUUGGAACAACUAGUGCCGGCCUUACAGUUUCUGCAGUUAAGGACUCUGGACUAUGGCAUUUAGAAGCAGGAGCACUUGUGUUAGCGGACGGAGGAGUGUGCUGUAUCGAUGAGUUUAGUUCCAUCCAGGAAAGAGACCGAGCAUCGAUACACGAAGCUAUGGAACAACAAACCAUUAGUGUAGCCAAGGCCGGAAUGGUAUGCAAGUUGAGUACCCGUUGCUCAAUCAUAGCUGCUACAAAUGCCAAGGGGGGUCAUUACGACACCAGCCUUAAUUUGAGUGUGAAUGCUGGCUUGGCCAGUCCUCUUCUUUCCCGAUUCGAUCUCAUUCUUAUCCUUAUAGACGGUAAAGACUACGCUUGGGACCAAAUUGUUGCCCAACACAUACUUAAUGGGAACGAUACAACUAGUGACGAUAAGUCUCUUUGGCCUUUUGAAAUGAUGAAGUCGUAUUUCGGCCUCAUAAAAAACUUGAGACCGUCUCUUACUCCAGCUGCUAAUCAAAUCCUAUCGAAAUAUUACUACGCUCAACGACAGGCUGACGAUCGAAACGCCGCUCGGACCACUGUGAGAAUGCUGGAGAGCAUGAUAAGGUUAGCGCAAGGUCACGCAAGAUUGAUGUUCCGGGAGGAAGUUACCGUUAUGGACGCAGUUGUUGUUGUGACUUUAAUGGAAAGCUCAAUGCAAUCUGCCGCACUGAUUUCGGCUGAUAACUGUCUUCACUCUUCAUUUCCCUCUGAUGCUAUGAUGGAGUAUCAACGUCAAAUCGACCUAGUUUUAAAACGCUUGGGAUUAGAGGAAUUACUGAAUUCUGAAAUGAAACGUAUGGAAGAAAUUGCUGCCUUGCAGAUCGAGAAUUGUGAUGCUGAUCCUUUUGAGUUCCGCAAGGAUUUGGUUUGUAGCGAAACCCACAUUGCUCAAACUCAAGCGAUUUUAGCAAAUAUUCAUAGACAAAACCAAGAGAAGAGUGAUUUAUUUGUAAAUGAAGAAAAUGAAUGCGGUGUGAAGAGGAAACAAUUCGAUGAUGGGCAAUCACAACCAUCUAAAAAAAUUCGAUUUUCUAAGGAAAAAAUUUGCUCAUCAUCUAGGUCGAAAGAAAAAACUUUUGAUUGUACAGCUGCAAGCACUACAGAAUACGACAAUGGUAGCCUUUUAAAAGCCGUUAACGUCAACGAGAAAGACACAGAAAUGUUAACAAAUGUUUUUUCUGAAAUGUCGACUUCAUUUCCCGAUCCAAAAAAUGAUUCAUGCGAAGAAAUUCCUUCCAUUAUAGGAUCUCCAAUAAUAUCCUCUACUUUCAAAGAAAACACUAAUUCUUCUGCCAACACCAAGUCAUCAAUUUUCAAGUAUGGUAGUGAUGACGAUACUAUAUUUGACCUUUGAAAUUACUCGAAACUCAUUUAUUCUUGUGUAAUUCGGAUGAAAAUAAAAUACUGGAAAAUUUGCCAACUCA
This is a messenger RNA of Daphnia pulex (common water flea), 2718 nucleotides long. RefSeq names its product DNA helicase MCM9-like. Lineage: Eukaryota; Metazoa; Arthropoda; Branchiopoda; Diplostraca; Daphniidae. Gene Ontology annotation, cellular component: MCM complex; nucleus. The transcript is spliced from 12 exons. Gene Ontology annotation, biological process: double-strand break repair via homologous recombination; DNA replication. Bases 102 to 2648 code for a protein of 848 amino acids. Gene Ontology annotation, molecular function: single-stranded DNA binding; single-stranded DNA helicase activity; ATP binding. The record is from RefSeq and is a predicted model, not a curated record.